CACUUCUUCAUCUCUCCAUCAUUUUAGCAUCAUUAAACUGUGCUUUAGCGUAUACUACUACCAUCCACCAUGCCGAACCAAGAGAACCCUUCGAAUCCUACGAGAAAGAUUAACAUCUUCUCAGACUUCGAUGGCACAAUCUUCAUGCAAGACACCGGCCACGUCCUAGUCUCCAACCUAGGCGGCGGUAACGAAUUCCUCAAAAAGGUCCAGGAACAGAUCAAGACCGGCGAGCGCUCCUUCCGUGAAGCCUCAGAAGACAUGUGGGGGUCUUUGACUAUUCCUAUCGAAGAUGGCUUCGAUACCAUGAGGAAUAACAUGUCCAUGGAUCCGAAGUUCAAGGAGUUCCAUGAAUUCUGCAUGCAGAAUAAUAUCUCAUUUAAUGUUAUUAGUGCCGGGUUGAAGCCUAUCUUGCGCAAGGUGUUGGAUGCGUUUUUGGGGGCGCAGGAGUCUUCUAAUAUCAACAUCGUGGCAAACGACGCUGAUAUCGACGGUUCUACACCUUGGAAACCUAUCUGGUUGCACGAGACAGAAUUAGGUCACGACAAGGCCCUUUCUGUCAACCAAGGUCGCGCUGAAGCAGCAGAAGCUUGCCUUGAAGGCGAAAUCCCGCUCAUCAUCUUCAUCGGCGACGGUGUUUCGGAUCUCACGGCUGCCCGGGAAGCGGAUAUCCUGUUUGCACGGAAGGGCCUGAAGCUCGAGGAAUACUGCAAUCACAACCAGAUCCCGUACAUCCCGUUCGAAACAUUUGCGGAUGUGAAGAAGGAAGUCCAGCAUGUCAUGAAAGAGGACCUCGAGAAGACUGGUGGUACUGGUAUCCCCGCACGGUUCAACCCUCGUGCCAACAUGUGGCGUCGGAUUUCGAGCAAGCAGGCUAUGCCGAAAUUCGUGGCCGCUACUCCGUCCAACGAAGAAAAGAUGUUCCUGUGGCCCGAAGCCUUUUCCAAUUACAAGCCGAAGGCAUUUCCUCAGGAUGGUUCCGUAUAA
Molecule: messenger RNA, 987 nt
Organism: Aspergillus glaucus CBS 516.65
Lineage: Eukaryota; Fungi; Ascomycota; Eurotiomycetes; Eurotiales; Aspergillaceae
Product: putative 2,3-diketo-5-methylthio-1-phosphopentane phosphatase
Exons: 4
Coding region: 70-987 (305 amino acids)
Molecular function (GO): phosphatase activity
Source: RefSeq, a predicted model, not a curated record